Rhipicephalus sanguineus (brown dog tick) is the source of this 1702-nucleotide messenger RNA. RefSeq lists its product as uncharacterized. Bases 57 to 1007 code for a protein of 316 amino acids. The transcript is spliced from 3 exons. The record is from RefSeq and is a predicted model, not a curated record. NCBI's taxonomy places the organism in Eukaryota, Metazoa, Arthropoda, Arachnida, Ixodida, Ixodidae.
GUGCCGAGCAAAACAAUGCAUGGGCUCAAGCGGAAAAACGAGUGGCGCCUAUCGAAAUGCAUCAGCAUUCAAAAUGUUUAGCGUGCGAAGAACAUUCCCCAAAUUCGGAGCAAAGUCACGCUCAGCCUGAAACCGAGGUGGCGCAGAUCAAAACACGGAGGCAAUUCAGAUGUUCAAGGUGCAACCGCAUCCACGAACGAGGCAAGUGCCCAGCGUUCGGGAAAACUUGUUUCUCGUGCCGUGGCGCUAACCACUUUUCUGCUUGUUGUAGUAAGAAGGGUCCUCAAGUAAGCGCUGUGCGUGACGAGCCCGACGAUUUUCAAAUUCUCGAUGUUGGCGUGGGCAACAAAGCUGAUUGGCUUAUUGACGCUAAAGUCGCUUCCCAAGUGGUGUCUCUAAAAGUGGACACGGGCUCCCAGGCGAACUUGCUGCCUCGCACCAUUUUUGAAAGGCUGAAGGUCAAGACGUCUUUGAAGGCAAGCUCAUCUAUUCUGCGCUCAUACAGUGGUAACGUCAUCAACCAUGUCGGCGUAGCGACACUACCAGUGGCUGUGAACAAUAGAAGCGAGUACUUCGACUUUUUCAUUGUCCGGAAGAGCAACCAGGCCAUCUUGGGGCUAUCGGCAAGCGAAGCGUUGGGGCUGGUCUCGCGUACUGUGGCUUCUGUUCACAUGAGCAGUACUGACCAAAUUGUGAAGGAGUUCCCAGAGUUGUUUCAGGGUAUCGGCUGCCUGGCCCGCCCGUACCACAUGGUCCUGCAGAAGGAAGCAACGCCGGUGAUUCAGCCGGUGCGACGGGUGCCCCUGGCAUUGCGCGAGCCGCUCCGAGAAGAGUUGGACCGCAUGGAACGCGCAGGCAUCAUCGUUAAAGUCAGCGAGCCAACGGACUGGGGAAACAACUGCUCUUGGCAGAUAUGCUAUCCAGGUCAUCGCCAGGCUCUCCCCCCAGCAUGGAUGACUUCACAGAUGACGUCGACGUACAUGCAGUGGGCGUGGCAUCAGAAUUGACAGAUACGACUUCAAGCACGUGACCUCAAGCCCGAGAUUCCCGCAGUCCAACGGUCUCGCCGAGAAGGGCGUCCAAAUCGUCAAAAGAAUCAUGAAGAAAACAGGUGAAACGAGGGAGGACUUCUGGCUCGGGCUACUGUGCUAUCGUUCGACUCCACUUGAAGAGGGCCGCUCCCCAGGAGAAUUGCUUCAAGGCAGAAGGCUGCGUACUCGGCUGCCAGACUUCCGGCCGAGUCCCAGUGAGCAAGCUGUUAGGCGCCAACCUCGGCAAUCGUUAAAAAGAAAACCUCUGCCAGAACUCCAGAAAGAUGCCGUAGUAAGAAUACAAGGAGGCACGUGGGACCGAAAGGCUCGAGUCAUGGACCUGGUGGCACCGAGGUCCUACCGCGUCGCUACAGAGGACAACCAGAUACUCCGACGCAACCGGCAGCACCUUCUAGCCAAACGUGAAUCUUUCCAGGCAGACUUGGGUGAAGACGAUUCGGAGGGCGAGGAAGUAUUCCCGGCGACGUUGCCUGGAAGAUCGCUGCCACCACAGACAUCCGCAACUGCGACGUCAUUUCAAGGAACGGCAACUGCUCCACAGCCCCCGCCGUCGGUGCCAAGGCGGUCCACCCGGCAAAGGCAGCAGCCAAGUCGUCUUCAUUAUAACAAAGACUUUAAACAAGUGUCAAAUCUUACUCUCAACUUAUAAC